This is a messenger RNA of Solanum verrucosum, 1056 nucleotides long. RefSeq names its product F-box/kelch-repeat protein At1g57790-like. Lineage: Eukaryota; Viridiplantae; Streptophyta; Magnoliopsida; Solanales; Solanaceae. The record is from RefSeq and is a predicted model, not a curated record. Bases 1 to 1056 code for a protein of 351 amino acids. The transcript is spliced from 2 exons.
AUGGCCGAUUGGGCAAACCUUCCCAAGGAUCUUAUUGCUCGCAUUGCAAAUCGUGUUGAAGUGAUUGAAGAUUUUAUUGCUUUUGGUGCCGUUUGUACCUCUUGGCGAAUUGUCGCUACAAAGGACAAUUUCGACGUGCUUUCUCCCCAAGUUCCGUUACUAAUGCUGGCUGACAAAGAUGAGGACCAUCAUCAAAUAAUUUAUUCUCUUUCCAAGAAGAAAGUUUCGCCCAUAUUUCUCCCGGAAGUUAGAGGGUCAGAUUGUGUAUCAAUUAAGGAGGGAUGGCUCUGCACCGUGGUAAAUGAUACAGGAGAGAUGAAUUUGUUGCACCCUUUCUCUCGCGAAAAAAUACAUCUUCCCUCUCUAAAUGCCUUAUUGAAUUUCCAUGAUCGUGUUGGUUGCGAAAUAAAUCAUUGGGGCUGCAUAGACAUAGCUGUCUUGUCUGCCGAUCCUUCACUUACGUCAGAUUAUAUACUCAUGGUGCAUCAUUAUGGACCUGCCAAUUGUUUGGCAUUUUGGCGAUCUGGAGACCUCAAUUGGACUCAUAUUGAUGCUGCUAAUUUCACCGGUGGGGUUUCCGCUAUAGUUUAUCACAAGGGCGAAUUCUAUUCCAUGAGUCACUGUGGCAAAGUACGGGCUUAUGAAGUUGCAAGGCCUAAUACUAGUGAUCAACCAAUUGUGAAGACACGUUUGGUUGUUGAGAUGGACGAAUAUUCAUUUAAUCCGCAUGUAGCUGAGUAUUACGUAGUUGAGUUAUCUGGUACAUUAUUACUUGUUGCCAAGUUUAUCAAAAGUAAUAGUGACAAUCCAUACAGUACUUAUCAUAUCUCCAAAUUUAAAGUCCAUGAACUAGACUUAAUCAGAGGUGAAUUGAAAGAGGAGAUGAAAAUUUUGGGAAAUGUGUCAAUGUUUUUGGGUAAUAAUUGGGCACAAAGCGAAAUUACGAUUGUGCCAAAUUACACUUUGUAUUUGUUGCUAGUUGAUAUAGACGCGAAACAGGGCGCAGCACAUUUGUUGUUUUUUGAGUUCUACAACUUCACUCACAUUGUUAAUUGA